GGCGGGCGCCAUGGCAACGCGUUGCGGGAGGUAAACAAGGAGGAGGCCGCGCCCGGCGGCGGUGAGGGGUGUUGCGGCGGUCCGGACCCGGACCCGGACCCGGACCCGGACCCGGACCCGGACCCGGACCCGGACCCGGACCGUCAAGCUUUCAGGAAAUCUCAUCUUAACAGAGAAGCACAGAGCCCUGGAAUCUGGCAGAGUUGGUGGACAACCCACGAGUGAAUCUUUGUGAGGAAAUGCUCCGGUUAGGGUCCAUCUUCGGGGCUUGAUGUGGAAUCCCUCGGCUCAGUAAAAGGACUUACCAUGGCAGUUAAAGGUAACAAACCCAAGCGUGGCAAGGGCAAAGGCUCCAAAAAGAAAGCAAAGAAGGUGGUGAAGGAAGUGGAUAUUCUCAACCCAGCGGCUAUGCUCAACGCCUACUACAUCUGCCACAAUGCCCCUGCCUGCCUGGAGUUACGAGGCUUUCCCUGGCCUGGCUCCCCCAAAAAGAAAGGGAAGAAAGGAAAGUGACCAGAUGGCUGGAAAGCAAAAGGCACAGCAAAAAACAAGCUCCCCAGUGAAGAAGAGACGUUUCUGAGGAUUAGUCUCAAACAGACAUCUCCAGUGGUUUGCUCAGAUAAUCUGCUAUAGUUCUUGCUGUGUCCACACAAAGACACUCUUACUCUACAGUUCAAGCAUAGAGUGGCAAAUGGCAAGUGACCACUUUGCCAUUGUAGUUUCAGCCACAGCCCUCAGUCCUCCAGUUUUGUGCAGAAUAAAACAUUGCAUCUCAGCA
Molecule: messenger RNA, 778 nt
Organism: Rhea pennata
Lineage: Eukaryota; Metazoa; Chordata; Aves; Rheiformes; Rheidae
Gene: SMKR1
Product: small lysine rich protein 1
Exons: 4
Coding region: 307-513 (68 amino acids)
Source: RefSeq, a predicted model, not a curated record